AUGUUAUAUUUAACACUAGUGUUGCUGUUCAAUUACGUGGAUUCAUACCAUACUGUAAAUAAUAAUUGUUACAACUGCAAUAAACAUAAGAUUUUGAACAAUAAUUACGCUCUCAAUGCUAGUAGGCCUUGGAAUUAUGAACCGCAAGAUCUACCAUCAUUGCUUUUAGAUAAGAGAAUCAUUUUCAUUGGAGAGCCUAUCACAUCUAACUCCACGGAAUCUAUAAUAAAUCAGUUGUUGUACUUAGACAACAAGUCCAAGCACCAACCUAUAUCAAUAUACAUCAAUUCAGGGCAAAUAGGCCAAAGAUUUGAUAGGGAAGAUGUAUCAAUAGCAUAUCCUGAGACAUUGGCGCUUUCCAUAUAUGAUGUUAUACAAUUCAUCCAACCCUCAAUAACGACAAUUAAUUUGGGAAAGGCCUUCGGAACUGGAGCUUUGAUACUUUCAGUUGGUGACAAAGGCAAAAGAUUCGUUUUACCACAUUCUCAAUGCAUGUUGGUACAGCCUUCAUGCUUGGUGACAACAAGACAAGCAGCAGACGUUGCUAUUGUAGCUAGAGAAGUCUUGAAAACGAGAGAAACAAUUGUAAAUUUGAUUGCUAAUCGCACGGGAAAAUCGCCAGAAACAGUAGCGGCUGACGUUCAGAGAAAUAAGUUCUUUAACGCACAGGAAACCAUUGAUUAUGGUCUUGCUGACAAUAUCUUAACCAAAGAAUGCAAAGAUCAAUCCUUGAAACAUUUACAAGAAUCGCAAUAA
This is a messenger RNA of Babesia microti strain RI, 756 nucleotides long. Its product is annotated as Clp protease. The transcript has 6 exons. Bases 1 to 756 code for a protein of 251 amino acids. Gene Ontology annotation, molecular function: ATPase binding; serine-type endopeptidase activity; ATP-dependent peptidase activity. Lineage: Eukaryota; Apicomplexa; Aconoidasida; Piroplasmida; Babesiidae. Gene Ontology annotation, cellular component: endopeptidase Clp complex. Gene Ontology annotation, biological process: protein quality control for misfolded or incompletely synthesized proteins. The record is from RefSeq and is a predicted model, not a curated record.